AUGGGUUCAACAAAUGUGUCACAGAUUGUUGAUGAUAUUUGUAGGAAGUUUGAUGGAUUGAUACCAGGUGCGGUGUGUUUGGUGUUCGAUGUUCCCGGGUACAAGAAGUUUAAGGUGGAUAGUGACGACGAUAUUCAAAACAUGUUGUGCCUUGCUAUGUCAUUUGGAAUAAAUCACAUUGAGGUCCUCAUUCAGGAAAGUAGUGUUGGUGUGGGGGUAAUUGUGGUGUGGUGGAUUCCACGGAGGAUGGGAUCGAAGACGUUUUUGUCAGCGCAAUGGGCGUAUGGGAUUACCCAUGUGGGACAAUGUUUUGAUGGUGGCAUAGCUGAAUUCCGUGAAGUUCUAUGUAAGUAUGCCGUUGAACGUGAAUUUCAAUUCAAAAACCCUCGUACGGGGUCUGAUUUGGUGUCUGCUGUUGUUGCGGAUCGAGUGCACGAUCAGCCAUUGACGCGUCCUACCGAUGUUGUGUUUGACUUGAAAAACGAGUAUGGUUUGGACAUUAGUUACCGGGUGGCAUGGUUGGAUGGGUUCAAUCAUUGUCGACCUUUGUUGUUUUUGGAUGGAACAUUUCUGAAAGGUAGGUUCAAAGGUAAUUUGCUUGCGGCUACUGCUAAAGACGCCAAUCAAGGAUUGUCUCUGGUAGCCUUUGCUAUUGUUGAUUCUGAGAAUUCAUUCAAUUGGGAAUGGUUUCUUUGUAAUUUGAAAGAAGUUGUUGGGGGCAGGCGGACAUUGACUUUCGUAUCUGACCGUCACGUCGGAUUAAUACACUUUAUACCAAUCAUUUUCCCUUCGGCGCAUCAUGCAUUUUGUUUGUUGCAUCUCCAAAUGAACUUGCGGGAUCGAAUGAAAUAUGUUAAUGCAUCGCAUAAAAUUGGUUUGAUGCGCAAGUUGCGGGAAUGUACCUACGCGCCCACUGUUACUUGCUUUAAUGAGAAAUUGGAGGUAUUGAAGAAGUCCAACCCAGCUGUGAUUGAAGAUUUUCUUAAAGACUUGCACCCAAAACAUUGGUCUAAUGCGUAUUUCAGUGGCCGACGGUACGGGGAGAUGUGCUCAAACGCCGCCGAAUCUUUUAACAACUGGGUAGGUCAGGCCCGUCAUCUUCCUAUUACUAGAUUGGUUGAUAUGAUAAGGGGUCAAAUCAUGGAGCAGAUGUCAGAGCGCAGAGUUAAAUGCACUAAGUGGGUCGGUGUAAUAUGCCUGAAGAUGGUGAAAAAAUUGGUGGCAGCGUUCAAUGACAGCAGGGCAUGGUGUUGGCAGAUUAAUGGAUACCCGUGUUCCCAUGCUGUCGUUGCAUUUCGUAAUAGUGGGAGAAACAUUUAUGAUUCAAUAGAUGCUGUAUUCUACAUUGACACAUUUCAAGCUACUUAUAGCGGAACUAUAUACCCCAUUCCAACAGUGGAGAGGCCGAUGUUUAACCUGAAUGAACUUUUGAUAGCACCCCCGACAGUCAAGCGUCCUCUUAGUAGGCCCAAACGGAAGAGAAUUUCGUCUAAGGGCGAGGUAGUGCAACGUAUAAGUUGCGGGCGUUGCGGGAGAUUGGGCAAUCACAAUAGGAAGACAUGCAAAGAGCCGUUACAGACGGUUUGCCGUAUGAUUUAA
Molecule: messenger RNA, 1599 nt
Organism: Camellia sinensis
Lineage: Eukaryota; Viridiplantae; Streptophyta; Magnoliopsida; Ericales; Theaceae
Source: RefSeq, a predicted model, not a curated record